Molecule: messenger RNA, 1095 nt
Organism: Nicotiana tabacum (common tobacco)
Lineage: Eukaryota; Viridiplantae; Streptophyta; Magnoliopsida; Solanales; Solanaceae
Product: putative F-box protein At5g55150
Molecular function (GO): protein binding
Source: RefSeq, a predicted model, not a curated record
AUGGCAAAUUGGGCAGAACUGCCUCGUGACCUCCUUAUUCCGAUUGCGCAUCGUGUUAAGGUGAUUGAAGAUUUUAUUGCUUUUGGUGCUGUUUGUACCUCAUGGCGAACUGCUACCCCCAAGCAUAAUUUUGAUGUGUUUUCGCCCCAAGUUCCGUUGCUAAUGCUGGCUGAUAAAGACGAUGAUUAUCGAGAAUUUUACUCUCUUUCCAAGCAGAAAGUUUCACGCAUAUUUCUCCCCGAAGUUAGAGGACGAGCGUGUUUUUCGUCGGAAGGAUGGAUCUGCACCGCGGCAUACACUGGAGAGGUAAACUUGUUGCAUCCUUUCUCCCGUACCCAAAUCCAACUUCCUCCACAAGAGGCCUUAUUGGCUUUUGAUUGUGACGAUCCAGAGGGAGGAUAUCCGUGCAUCGACCAAGCUGUGUUAUCUGCUAGCCCUUCUCUUACAUCUGAUUAUGUACUGGUAGUUUCUUUUUAUGGAUAUAAAAAUUGUUUGGCUUUUUGGCGACCUGGAGACCUUAGCUGGACUAAUAUGAAAAUCGACAGAUCUAUUGUAAUUGGUGGAGUUACCAGUCUCAAAUACUAUAAGGGUAAAUUUUAUGCUGUGUAUUACUCUGGCCAAGUCUGGGUUUAUGAUGUACCAAUUGGAGAGCCACGUGAUCUUGUUUGGCUUGAGGAUGAUAUGUUUAAACGGCCGUUAGUUCAGUUCUACCUAGUAGAGGUAUCAGGUGCACUAUUAUUGGUUAGCCGAUUUGCCUCAGAGGGUCCAAAUGGUGGUGCUGUAACCUUUAAAUUUAGAGUUUUUGAAUUAGAUGUAAUCAAAGGUGAAUUGAAGGAGAUUAACACCUUGGGAGAAUCAUCAAUUUUCUUGGGCCGUAAUGGAGCAAGUUCUAUUGACUCCUCUAAGUUUAUCGGAGUCAAGCGUAAUCAAAUAUAUUUUACUGAUGAUUGGACUGAUUUUUUCCGCACAUUAGAAGGAGGGGGUGGAAGAGAUAUGGGGGCUUACGAUCUUGAAAGUGGAAAAAUUGAAUCUUUUUAUCCUGGAUUGUCACUAAGUCCUAUUUGCCCGCCAACUUGGGUCGCACCAUCAUUCUAA